Molecule: messenger RNA, 1427 nt
Organism: Onthophagus taurus
Lineage: Eukaryota; Metazoa; Arthropoda; Insecta; Coleoptera; Scarabaeidae
Gene: Cluap1
Product: Clusterin associated protein 1
Biological process (GO): cilium assembly
Cellular component (GO): intraciliary transport particle B; microtubule organizing center; cilium
Source: RefSeq, a predicted model, not a curated record
UUAUCCCUUAACGUCAACGAGUAGCCGUUGCCAUGGCAACCAAGUAAAUCAAAACAAACCAAACGUCAAAUUGAUUUUGUACCCAAAAUCAUGUCUUAUAGAGAUAUAAGAAAUUUUACCGAAAUGCUUCGCGCGCUCGGUUACCCAACUUUAAUCUCAAUGGAAAACUUUCGCCAACCAAAUUUCCCUUUGGUAGCGGACUUAUUAAUUUGGUUCGCCAAAAGAUUUGAUCCGGACGUUGAUUUGCCGAGUUCUUAUGACACGGAAGACGAAAGAGUGAAUCUAAUUAGAAAUGCGGCGCAAUUUAUGGCCAUUAAAGCCAACAUUAAAUUUAACACGAAACGUUUGUACCAAGCAGACGGUUUCGCCGUUAAAGAACUCUUAAAAGUUGCAACUUUAUUAUAUGACGCUUUAAAAGUGAACGAUUUGGACCAUUUGGAUGAUUACGACGAUGUUAAUUUGAAGGAAUUCGAUAUUAGCGACAAAUUACACGAUUUAAAGCAAUCCCGACAACUUGCCAGCGAAAUAACGAGCACUGGAGCAACCCUUUUUGACUUAUUAACCAAGGAAGUUGAGUUAAAAGUAGCUAGAAAUGUAAGCUCAUCGAAGCAGUACGAAGUUAGCGAGGUUGAAAGUGGAAUUAAAAAAGCUAUUGAUGGAAUUAAGGAGGAAAUCUUAGAAACGAAACAAUUAAUCGAUAACGUAUCAGCAACGGAAGCGAGUUUAGACGCAAAAAUUGAAAGGAGAAAAAUCGAAAUUGAUCGCUACGAAAAAAGAUUGCAAACUUUAAAGAAAGUGAAACCAGCUUUUUUGGAGGAAUUUAACACUUUAGAAGCUGAGCUUGAGAAAUUAUUUAUUCAAUACUCGGUGCGAUUGCGCUGUUUAAAUCAAUUGGAAAAAGCUGCUGCGGAAGCUGAGAAAGCUCAUAUUGAAAAACAACGAGUUAUAACAAAAAUCCCCGAAAAUGUAGCAAUUUUAGACGAGGAAGGUGAAGAGGAUGAGCAAAAAGUUGAAAUUGAUGACGAAAAUGAUUCUCAAAUUCAAAGACAAGAACGUCCAAGAGCUAGAACGGGGAGAUUACGCUCUGAAAGACCAACAACUAAUAUUUUUGGGGGGAAAAAGCCCGAAAACGACUCUUUAAGUGGCUCAUCUUUAGAUCUAAGCGAUUCCGAAACCGACAUAUUUUUAGAUAAGGAUGAAAGCGAAUUACAACAUUCAGACGACGAAGAUUCAUUCGGUUUCGAGAUAUCAAACGUGAAUAGAAAAAAAAAUUUUGAGGAUGAAAAAUCUGGCCGAAAAACCGUUAAUAAAAUCCAAGAUAACAGCGAUGAUGAUUUUUAAAUUAUUUAAAUUUGUACGCUAACUUUAGAUAGUUGUAAAAAUUGUCCUUUAGCAACUUGAAACGUUGAAUUCGUUCGUAAUUUAAU